AUAAAAUGAAACGAAAUGUCAUUCAGAAUCCAUCCGUUAUUUCCAGAUCCAACAGUUAGAGUCUCGCCAAGGCAUAUUCGCAUCUAUAGAAAGGUAACCCUAGCUCGACGCUUCAAGCGGAUUCUGAUCUUCUCUUCUGAUUGCAUUUCGCUUCAUCGCUUCUACGCCUCCGCCCUACGCCUGCCAGCGAUCAUGUCGGACGAGGAGCAUCACUUCGAGUCGAAGGCCGACGCCGGGGCUUCCAAGACUUAUCCACAGCAGGCUGGGACGAUCCGGAAGAACGGAUACAUCGUCAUCAAGGGCAGACCCUGCAAGGUUGUUGAGGUUUCAACGAGCAAGACUGGAAAGCAUGGUCAUGCAAAGUGUCACUUUGUUGCAAUAGACAUCUUCAAUGCUAAGAAGCUUGAGGAUAUUGUGCCAUCCUCACAUAAUUGUGAUGUACCUCAUGUUAAUCGCACAGACUACCAGUUGAUUGACAUCUCCGAGGAUGGCUUUUUGAGCCUUUUGACCGAAACCGGUAAUACCAAAGAUGAUCUGAGGCUCCCAACAGAUGAAAAUUUGGUUACUCAGAUCAAAGAUGGUUUCGCAGAGGGAAAGGACCUAGUUGUCUCUGUGAUGUCGGCAAUGGGUGAAGAGCAGAUUUGUGCCCUCAAGGAGAUUGGCCCCAAGUAAUUCUGUAGCUGCUGCCAUCAUUUAUCAUGAAACUUCAUGCAAAAACAUAUUUAUAGUGAGUGCUUAUUCUUCAAAUUCGUAAUACUUCCAAGGGAUUUUUCCUAUGAUUGAUCAUUGGGGCUAUUAUGCAGUAUUUUUCGAUCCUAUACUGCCCCAAGUAGCUGUCCUCUUUGAUUAUGAAUCUUCAAGCAUAAGAUAUUUAUUGUAAGUGUUUAUUCUUCGAUCUUGAACUACUAUUUGAAUGGUUUAUUUGAUGAACACUCAGCAAUCAGUGUGAUUUUUAUCUGUAACUGCAAUAUAGUGUUAGCUCCUCUUCUUUCA
Zingiber officinale is the source of this 993-nucleotide messenger RNA. Its product is annotated as eukaryotic translation initiation factor 5A-2-like. Lineage: Eukaryota; Viridiplantae; Streptophyta; Magnoliopsida; Zingiberales; Zingiberaceae. The transcript is spliced from 6 exons. The coding region runs from base 16 to 672 and encodes 218 amino acids. Gene Ontology annotation, biological process: positive regulation of translational elongation; positive regulation of translational termination. Gene Ontology annotation, molecular function: ribosome binding; translation elongation factor activity; RNA binding. The record is from RefSeq and is a predicted model, not a curated record.